Messenger RNA from Auanema sp. JU1783, 300 nucleotides. The record is from the annotation of a GenBank genome assembly. NCBI's taxonomy places the organism in Eukaryota, Metazoa, Nematoda, Chromadorea, Rhabditida, Rhabditidae.
AUGAAUCGUGUCGUUGCUUCUCGUUUCUUGGCUCUCCGCCGCAGUGUUAUGAGACAACCCCAACGCAAUGGAUCCCACGGACAUGAGAUCGUCAACCCCGGACCUCCAUGUACUUUUGACUUGAUGCCAAUCCCCCAUCAAUCCUACCAACAGGUCCACGGAGAAUUGAACGCCAAAUUCAACACCAUGCUUGCUGUCGGUUUCACCAGCUUUGUUCUGUCCUUCGCCUAUGCCGUAUACGAAGAUGUAUUCUCUUUCGAAGCUAUGCGUGCUCCCAAGUUCUACCGUGAACGCAAAUAG